AUGCAGGCAAAGGCAUCCGCGGUUUCCUCGAGUUCUGCUGAACAUUCUGGAAUGCACUUUCCGACAUCUGGCGCGAUCUCCAAGAUGCCGGCUCAGAACACACUCGCGCAAUCCUCCCGUUCUUCUGGGGUUAAACUUAACCUCAUGGCAGAUGCGGAGCAACAGCCUGGCCUGCCGGAUGAUGUGCCCAUGCAUACGUUCCCAAUUCUUCUCAGAAGCCAACGACCGGAACUGGAUGAUCAGCUUGCGCUGACCAACCUUGCCGGUCCCGAACCAACUGCAAGGGACAUUCUGCAGGGCAUCAAGGACCUCGGCAGGAGAUUUGAUCUCCUGGCCACCAAUGAGGGGGUGGAACACAUCAGAUGCCCAAUAGAGAGCAUGUCAGCAUCUCCGGUACAUCUCAUGAUACCCGGAUCUGUUACGCAAGUCACCAUUACCAUAUAUAUACAAUAA
Messenger RNA from Suillus fuscotomentosus, 453 nucleotides. RefSeq lists its product as uncharacterized. The record is from RefSeq and is a predicted model, not a curated record. Bases 1 to 453 code for a protein of 150 amino acids. Lineage: Eukaryota; Fungi; Basidiomycota; Agaricomycetes; Boletales; Suillaceae. The transcript has 2 exons.